GGGUAUAAAGUCUCGUCUUCUUCUUGCUGUUCCUGUUGUUGAGGCCUUUGGGAACGGUAGAGUUGUUCGAAUUCCGCCUGAAGAAAAAAAUUUUCACGUCUUCUACAGCCUCUAUAACGCAGCAAAAGAAGCACAGAAGCAGCAGCAGCAGCAGCAGCAGCAGCAACAGCAGCAGCAGGAAGAGCAGCAGCAGGAGCAGCAGCAGCAGGAGCAAGACUGGUUGUUUGAGGAGCUGCUGCAGCUGGGUUUAUGCGAUGUUUCUUCGUUUUGUUUGCUGCCGUCUGCAACCGAAGAAGGAGACACCGCACAUUCAAAGCUUCAAGCGAUUCUCGCUGCUGCAGCAGCUGCUGCAGCAAGGCUGCUGGGGCUGCAGCAGGAGCUGCUGCUGCAGCGACUGAAGUUUAGAGAUAUUCGCGACGUACAGAAACACUUGAGUGCAGCAGAAGCAGCAGCAAACAGAGAUGCUCUCAUCAAGACAGUGUACAGCCGCCUCUUUGACUUUCUUGUCUACAAAAUUAAUCUCUCUCUUAAUCCUUCUCCUCUCCCGGAAGAAGCACCAGCAGCAGCACCUCCAGCAGCAGCAACAGCAGCAGCAACAGCAGCAGCAACAGCAGCUCCAGCAGCAGCUCCGGCAGCAGCAGCACCUCCAGCAGCAGCAGCAGCCACUGAUGCUGCUGCUAGCAACGACGCAGCCUCACAGAGAGGAGACACUUGGUUGGGGGUCCUCGACAUCUUCGGCUUUGAAGACAGAACGCUUCAUCAUCGCUCAAACGGUUUAGAGCAGCUCUGCAUUAACUACGCGAGCGAGCGGCUGCAUUGUUUGCUGCUGGAGGUUUCGAUGGAAGCAGCAAAGGGCCGCUUCUUAGCUGAGGGGCUCUCUGCUGCUGCAGCACAAAAGCAGCAGCAGCAGCAGCAGCAGCAGCAGCAGCAGCAGCAGAUAGAGACAGCAGCAGAGUUGCUGCAACGCAGUGCUGCUGUAUGCAACGCCAUCGCAGGCGCUGGAGAACUCCCAGGCGAAUAUACAGAAGAAAUGCGCAAGGGAAAGUCUUUGUUUGCGUUGUUGGAGUCGUUUUGCUGGCUGCCGCCUCUCGCCUGCUCUGAUGAUGCCUUUAGCCAGCGAGUGUAA
This is a messenger RNA of Eimeria acervulina, 1126 nucleotides long. RefSeq lists its product as hypothetical. The annotation marks the transcript as partial. Gene Ontology annotation, cellular component: cytoplasm; myosin complex; actin cytoskeleton. Gene Ontology annotation, biological process: actin filament organization; vesicle transport along actin filament. The record is from RefSeq and is a predicted model, not a curated record. Gene Ontology annotation, molecular function: actin filament binding; ATP binding; microfilament motor activity. The transcript has 8 exons. NCBI's taxonomy places the organism in Eukaryota, Apicomplexa, Conoidasida, Eucoccidiorida, Eimeriidae.